Messenger RNA from Penicillium mononematosum, 1020 nucleotides. Its product is annotated as nitronate monooxygenase. The transcript is spliced from 6 exons. Bases 1 to 1020 code for a protein of 339 amino acids. The record is from RefSeq and is a predicted model, not a curated record. Lineage: Eukaryota; Fungi; Ascomycota; Eurotiomycetes; Eurotiales; Aspergillaceae. Gene Ontology annotation, molecular function: nitronate monooxygenase activity.
AUGGCUGUAAACAUCCUACAAUGGUUUCCUCGUACAACCGCUCCGUUCAUUGCUAAUGCACCAAUGUUUGGAUUUGCCGAUGCCGGCCUAGCAACUGCUGUCACAAAAGCCGGAGGAUUCGGGUUUAUUGGCGGAGGCUUUGAUUUCCGAUCUGAAUCCACCCAGCUCCUAGGCCUGGAUACUCAGUUGACAAGUGCCCGCUCUAUCCUCGGUUUGACCGAUGGCCAACCAUUGCCGCUUGGUGUCGGUUUCAUUACCUUCCAGCCAGACGGGCUUAUUGACAAUGCCAUUCCCAUACUCCAGAGGCAUCGAGUAGCGGCAGUCUGGCUGUCCUUCCCUCGGGCUGACGCCGAUCAUCUUCCUAUCCUACAGGCCAUUCGAAGGGCCCGGGAGAGUUCUGAGUGGGAUAUCAAGGUUUUUGUCCAGGUAGGAACUGUCAAAGCUGCAGAAGAGGCACUUUGGCAGGGAGUGGAUGUUCUAUGGGCCCAGGGUGCUAGUUUGAUAUCCCUCUUGCCUGAGGUGCGAGACCUUCUGUCGAAGACUCAGAGUACAGACACUGCUAUCCUGGCAGCCGGUGGCAUUGUGGAUGCGAGGGGCUGUGUUGCUGCUCUCGGCCUAGGUGCCGAUGGGAUUGUUAUGGGCACAAGGUUCGUCGCAACCUCGGAAUGCCCUGCGCCGUCUGAGAUUAAGCAGACCAUUGUGUCGGGGGUUGAUGGUGGAGUCUCGACCAUCAAGUCCAUCCGACAUGAUGUAUUUCAGUCAACCGAUCUUUUUCCGAGACAGUACGAUGGUAGGGCUGUCAUCUGUGCUAGUUACCAAGAUUCUCGGGAAGGGGUCAGUGAUGAGGAAAUCAUCCGACGGUACAAUGAAGCUAGAGAAGCUGGCGAGCAUCAGCGGAGGACAGUAUGGGCUGGUACCGGUAUUGGAGGUAUCAAUGCGGUAGUCUCUGCUGAGCAUGUCGUGCAGUCUACUCAACAAGAGGUGAAGGUGAUAUUGGAGCGGUUGAGGGCAAGAUUUUAG